This is a messenger RNA of Rhipicephalus sanguineus (brown dog tick), 11838 nucleotides long. Its product is annotated as membrane-associated guanylate kinase, WW and PDZ domain-containing protein 2. NCBI's taxonomy places the organism in Eukaryota, Metazoa, Arthropoda, Arachnida, Ixodida, Ixodidae. Gene Ontology annotation, biological process: signal transduction. Gene Ontology annotation, molecular function: protein binding. Gene Ontology annotation, cellular component: cytoplasm. The record is from RefSeq and is a predicted model, not a curated record.
UUUUGUCGUCGCCUUGGCCGCCUACAUCGGGACGGGGCGAAAAUGCGACGCGGUUAUAAAAAUCUCGCACGCGGUAUGAGGUCAAGGACCGCGAAUGGCACUGCUGACCGGGCGACGGAGCGUAGUAUGUACGGCGCGCUUCGAGACGCCCGUUCGUCCGUCGGCGUAAUUUUACGACGUGGCACGCGUCCCUCGCCGCGGGAAAGCGGCGCGUUCAAAUGUCAAACCGGAGAAACGAUGUCAUUGUCGACCGCCACCGCAUCCUCUUUCCUUUCGCCGUAGCCGCGACACGAAACGGUGCGAAAUAAAGCCCCCACUACACACGCCGCCGCACAUCGCCGAGCACGGGAGCCGCCGGAGAGCCGACGGAACGGGACGGAAAACGUUACGGCGCAUGCGCAGAAGCGGCGCGCCUGCUUUUUCCGGACGGGGAAACAGAGGAAAUCUGAGUGUCCGGUUUGUUUAUGUCGACUUCGAGUGAUGGAAUUCUUUCUUUUUUGGUCGGUGCCACUGGGAAUCGGAUGAAGAUCGCUUUCGACGGGAUCGCCGAGAGAACCGCGCGUUGUCCGGCGACAGCACCGGUGUUUGGUUUUGAUGUGUGUGCACGCCGGAGAGCAUGAGACGCGGAGACGGUGCCCGUUUCGACAUUAGGCCUAGCGCCUCGCUGUGUUGUGCCCCGGAGAAAUACUUGCUCAGCGCGCCGUCACCGACGUCGAAAUGAUGUCCAAGCAGGAGUCCAAGUCACACACGGGCCCGAACCAAGUCAGAAAGGAGUACAGCUCGUGGAGCCAGGCUAUCUACGACGCGGUGCUGACCGCCGAUGACAACGGAAAUUUGAACUUGACCGUCGACGGUGGCUCCGACCGGGGCGAAUUCGCUUACUUUAGUUGUGUUAAUUUCGAUAAAGUGAAUUUCCUGAGCGGCCGAAUCGAAGACGGCGACACGAUCUUGGAGAUCCAAGGACAUCGUGUGGCUGGUUACACGCGAAACGACGUGCUGUCUCUACUCAAUUACAGCGCACGAAACGACAGUGCCGUGUCUGUGCGAUGCGUCAGAGCAGGUGAGUAUCUUGCCUACCUUACCAAGGACUUGAGGCAGUUCCUGAACACACGGUUCCAGAAAGGUUCCAUCGACCAUGAUCUCCAGAACACCAUCAGGGACAACCUCUACCUGCGCACAGUGCCUUGCACAACACGAAGUCCCCGGGAAGGAGAAGUGAACGGUGUGGACUACACGUUUCUGACGAUAGAGGAGUUUGUGGCCCUCGAAAGAAGCGGGAGCCUACUGGAGAGUGGAAUAUAUGAAGGCAACCACUACGGCACGCCCAAGCCGCAGGAGGAAGGCCUGCUGCUGCCUGGGGCGCACCCAUCCUCGGAAGGCAAGCGGCGCAGGAACCGCUCCAACGUGGAGGCCAUGACGGCCAAGUCCCAGGAGCCGGCCCCGUCACCCAGCCCGUCACAGGGGCUGCUGCAGCCCAAUGGGGCCGGUCCUCCCCGAGAUGCCAGCCCCGGGGCCUUCGACCUGGAGCCGCUUCCCGCCUGCUGGGAGAAGGCCUACACCGAGGACGGAGAGCCCUACUUCAUCAACCACAACACGAACACAUCGCAGUGGCAUGACCCGAGACUGAGCAAGUCGCGAGUGUCGUACGACGGGGAGUACGAGCUUCCGUACGGCUGGGAGAGGAUUGACGACCCACACUACGGGACAUAUUAUAUAGACCAUGUCAACAGGAGAACGCAGUACGAAAGCCCACUUCCCCAUCUGAAGCUGCAAGCCUCACCUGGCUCACCCGGCUCUGGUGUGAGUACGGUGCAAGGUAACGGCAGCGUCAGUGGGGGUGGCGGCUGCAUCUCUCCUGGCAGCGGCCAACUGGCGGCGGUCAGCCCGCAGGGCUCCCAAUCGUCCCAACAGCAGUUGCUAGGCAACAGCAGCGCAUCCCAGCCCCGUGACGCCAGCCCCAUCCCUGGCGUGUCGUCGGCGAGCCCUUCCCACCACCACCGUCACCACCAGCGGCAGCAGUCCCCGACUACGAGCGGCGGCGGUGGCGGCGCCUCGACGUCUUCCUCCGCUGCGAACAAUAACCGUGAGUGCCGUCGACCGCGCACGCCCCCCUCGCGGCACUCCCCGCUGUUCCCCUGCCUGCCCUGCCUGCGAGACCAGCCCGCGACUAACACCUCGCCCUCGUCCUCUGAAGAAGGGGCCAUGCCCCCGACGACAGCAGCGCCGCCCCCUGGCUCCGAGAGGGUGCCGCCGGCCGGUCCUCUGUCCAACCACCGCCAGGAAGGAGGAGGAGGGUUGCUGAUGCAGCUGGGAGGCGGGUCCCAGCAGCUGCAACCCUCGGCCAACCACCGGCCCGCCGGCACCAUCACAACGACGCCCACCUCAGCUGCGGCUGCUGCCGCUGCACUGCGCACGCACCACCGGCCACCCCCCGCCACUCCCACCACUACACAGGAUGGCUCGUCUCCCUGCGCAGCGGCGGCCCUGCCAGCCUCAGACCACCACGGCUCGCAUGGCCGCCUUCCUUACCUGUUCACGCGGAAUCCAGCCGAGCUUCAGGGCGACAUCAUCCACACGUCGCUCGUGAAGAGCGCCCGAGGUUUUGGCUUCACCAUUGUGGGCGCUGACGAAAAUGACUCGGAGGAGUUUCUUCAGAUCAAGAGCAUCGUUCCCAAUGGACCUGCCUGGGCUGACGGGAAACUGCGCACAGGCGACGUGUUGGUGUACGUCAACAGCAUUUGCGUACUGGGCUACACUCACCAAGGUGUGGUGAGCCUGUUCCAGUCGAUACCGCCGGGCGAGAUGGUGCACCUGCAGGUGUGCCGAGGCUACGCCCUUCCGUUCGACCCCGACGACCCCAACACCGAGAUUGUCACCACCAUGGCAGUUACCUCUCCCGAUGACCCCAUGGCCCAUCACAGGCCUCGCCCUGAUGACUACCAGGACAUCUAUUCAAGUAAGAGCUUGGAGGACCUGGACAGCACGGAGUCGCGGACGCGGCCUGCAAAGUCGAUGCCGGACCUGAGUGGUCCGGACAGGCCGCGGCCACAGAGGCACAACAGCGCUGAUCUGCUCAGUGUCGGCAGCGGAGGGGCCCCGGACAUCCUGGAUUUCUCCGGGCCCGCUUCCCCCGGCGCCCCGCAGAUGCUGACAGUGGAGAUUGUCAAGGGAGCGUCAGGCUUUGGCUUCACGAUUGCGGACAGUGCCUAUGGCCAAAAGGUGAAGAAGAUUCUGGACGAGCCGCGCUGCCAAGGCUUGCAGGAAGGGGACCUCCUAGUGGAGAUCGAGGGUCGGGACGUGCGGGGACGCCCCCACACCGAGGUGGUGCAGGCGCUCAAGGACUGCCCUGUCGGCCAGGCGGCUCGCAUCGCCCUGCACCGAGGCGGUUUGAGGCCAGCGCCUUCCUCACCAGCUAAGGUCAAGGCUCGUGCCGCCAAGGUUCGUCCUUCGGAGGACUUCCUCUCGAAAGGAUCCAACUCGACCUUCUCACAUUUCGCCCUGAAGAGCUAUCACUCAGACGGUUACGUACCGGCGUACCAGGGCCCGUACCGGAGCAAGACACCAACUGCCGAGCUUUACAGUUCGCGCGAGAAGGAAACCAUUGUGGUCAGUCGUCCUAAGACACCGCUGGUGGACACUCGCCAUUGGACGUCCCCGUCGGCAGACACCUCGGGCACCACCAGCACGAGGUUGGAGCAGCAGACGUCCGUUCCCAGCAUGGAUGACACGCCGGCAGGGAACACCUCGUCCGGCAGCACUAGUCCGGCCAAGCCGCCCAGAACAGGCCAGUACGGUGCGUGGUACUUUGAACCAUCGUCCCGUCAGCCAGAGUGGGCCGGCCAGAACUUCCGGGACACGACGAUCCGUCCUGCGAAUCCCAGCCAGCAGCCGCAGACGCUGUCCCAGCAGCAACAGCAGCAGCAGUCACCCCGGUGGUACUCUUCUGCACAGGCCGACUACGGCACCACGUCUGUGUAUGGUGCCAAGGGAAACAGUCCUGCGUCGCAGCUGAGUAGCCCAAUCGUCGAGGAGCGGCCAGCGCUGUUGACGCCGACGCAGAAGGAUUGGUCGAGCCUGCCGGCUACGGACGGCCUUCCGCAGGGCAGGGGCUGGAGCUACAGCUCUCCCGACUACGGCUACACGCGGCUGCCGAGCCACCAGUCGCCGGGGCUGCGCUCACCGCUGUCAUCGCUCACGCAGCAGCUGAACAGCAGUCACCUGAGCAGCGGCAGCCCCUACUAUGGCCUUUACGGUUCUUCGGCGCUAGAAUCGCCGAGUUUCACACAGGAUAACCUGUCCGGCCGCAAGCACUCGACCUCCUUCGAGCACGAGCAGCCGGUAACGUCGGCGACGAUGCGUUCAGGGGCUGACACCCAUGCAACCGACGCAGUAGACCUAGUGGUGACGCUUCAUCGGCAGGAAAGCGGGUUUGGCUUCCGCAUCGUCGGAGGCACGGAGGAAGGCUCUCAGGUCUCCAUCGGUCACAUAGUGCCUGGUGGAGCUGCGGACCUGGACGGUCGGCUGAUGACCGGCGACGAGAUAGUCUUUGUGGAUGGCCAGAACGUCCUGCACGCGUCUCACCACCACGUGGUCCAGCUCAUGGGGGCCGCUGCUCUGAAUGGAUGCGUCACGCUGGGCCUCAGGCGGAAAGCUCGCUCAUUGGUGGACUCUCCUCAUCGGUUAAACAACUGCGAAGUCACGUAUCCCUACAACGUGACCGUGAUGCGUCAUGAGAACGAGGGCUUUGGGUUUGUCAUCAUCUCAUCAGUCGGGAAAGCGGGAUCCACAAUAGGCCGCAUCAUUGAGAACAGCCCCGCGGAACGUUGCGGUCAGCUGCAUGUAGGCGAUCGAAUCUUGGCAGUCAAUGGCAUCAGCAUCCUUGAUAUGCACCAUGGUGAAAUUGUCAACCUCAUCAAGGUGUCCGGGCUGUCCGUUGUCCUCACCAUAGGACCGCCCUUAGAUGACACUUCAAGCAAUGCAUCUGUCUCUCAAAGGGGGGAGGAGGUGGGGGGCACCCGUGGCCCAGAGCCCCCUGGCAGCGGCAGCGGCGGCGGGGGUGCCAUCGAUGGCGCUGGGGGGGAGUACCACAGCGUGGAGCUGCAGCGGGGGGUGCGGGGCUUUGGAUUUAGCAUCCGCGGGGGCCGGGAGUUUCACAGCAUGCCCCUUUUCGUGCUGAGGAUCGCCGACCAGGGCCCGGCCCAGCUCUCGGGAAAACUGCAGGUUGGGGACCAGAUCCUGGAAGUGAACGGCAUCAACACGAAAAACAUGACGCACGCCGACGCCAUCAACAUCAUCCGACAAGGGGGCAACACUGUGCGGCUCCUGGUCAAGCGGACGCGCAAGGUGCCAUCACCUCUUGUUGUGGAGAGCCCACCGAGCCUGCUUCAUCCUGGCAUGUCUGGCCUGCUGAAUGGUCCCCUGAGUCAGAGCUCACCCCGGAGUUCGAGCCAGGUGAACUCGCCGCCUCAGCAAAAGGACUGGUACAACUGGAACAUGGACACAUGAUUGAAGGGGACCAGGGGAGCCUGCCUCCCCAUGCGUGCAGGGUUCAUGACGGCCCUUGGGCCGCCACGGUUGGCCUGGAUGCCUGCCACUGUGUAAAGAGUCAAUAAGCUGUGGAACUUUUUCCUGAAUGUCCUUCUUCACAUUGCUGACCAUUCUUUCGAUAAGUGUAGAUUAUAUUUAGUGUAGCGCAGCUCUUGGCAGGUGACCACAGUCGGUCACCCAGCACAAGUCGACCGAACUGCGUCCUCGGGAGGAGUCCAAUGUGUUUCUGUUUUUCUGUGCAUCGUGUAUCGAGUGGAGAGCCUUCUUUUGGCUAGACUCUUGCGUCUCCUGUGUGUGCACGUGUACGUCCGACCACAGAGCAUACCAUCCAUCGUGCAGCUUAAUGUGCACAUCGGCAUGUUGAACAUGGCGCUUCCGCAACGAGCAUCAAUGCUACUGCACAUGGGGAUUGCAUCCAGUGCACACUCUCAGCCGAGCCGUCACGGCAUCGCCACUUUUCGAAGUGGGAAUUCACCGAAUGCUGCUUCCCCCCCCCCUCCCCUCUUUCUUUUUGUUGCAUAUAGUAACCUAACAUAAGUUAAACAAACGCAAGUGCACAAGUUACGAAAUGGGCUUGCAUUCUUUUUUUCAGCGCUGGCUCUUUGCCGUUUUAAUGUUGUUGCACGCCCCCUUCGUCCGCACCUGUUUGUCGUAACUGCGAUUGUACAUAAGCCAGUUUUAACGCAUCAAACUCGCACCAGCUAUUGUUGACUAAGAAUGUCUUUCGUAAUGCCUUUCUCUCAAAACAACCUGCACUUCCUUCCUCCUAUGCAGGGUAAUGGUUACGGCCCACCUCUCUUGAGCCCACCUCUCUGCUCUCUCUAUAUAAAAAAAGAACCUGUUGUUACAUGAGUCUGUGGAUAUGUUAAACACGAUGGGAAGCCUGGUCGUGUACUGGUGCCCUCCUAUUGCCAAAUCAGUUGGCCAAGACUACUGUUAGUAAAUGCGUCGCCAGUUUUCUUUUUUAUUUUCGGGGUUUUCGCCUUUGGGAAGCAUUUUCAUAGGAGUAAUCACUACCAUCUUCGCUGUUAUGUUGAUUGCCGUAUUAGUAUUUAUAAACUCUCAACUUCUCGGCACGGGUGAUACUAAUGCGCGCGGUUGAUGGAACAGAGCAAGGUGUUUGAUGUGGCCGUAAGGUUCAGUAAAAGCAUCAGUGAAUGUGCGGUUAAAUGAGAAUUGCCAUCUUUUAUUGCGGCGUUUGAGCGUUUCAUCAGAAUGAACUCUCGUUUUGUGUACUGUUGACACAUGCCAGACAGCCUCCAACAUUUGGGCCACGAUGACAAAAAAAUGAAGGCUUGCUAGCUAGUUGCAUCUAAACCGACUUUGGUUGUGUCCGUGGAUGUUUUAAAUUGUGGCCGAGGCAAAUGCAUUUAAUUUCGUUUCAUUUCGUUUUUCGUCAUCAUCACUACCAUGACUCUCUGAAUGCAAUGAUAAGAACAACCCGGUGGUACUAGCGCUAAAGCGCGGCACGUUCACGGCUUGUAAUUCUAAGCGCUCGUUUUCUAGGUUCUGACAUGGGCGGUGCUCGAAACAGUUGUUAGCCACGUUAAAGGUGCUUCAAAAAGUUAAGUUGAACGCAAGUUUACAUCCACUUUUUCUGUCACUGUGGGUUUUUACGUGUUUAACUUUCGUGUUUUUAUUUUUGUAAAUGACAGUUGUGAUUGUUAGAUACUUCUAGAAGAAAGGCGUUCCAGCGAACAGUAGCUACUGGAUGCAUACGCCUUGAGGUGCACCUUGUUCUUCUGUCGUUAGGCUUCUUGACUUGCCUGCUGUUUAAAUUUCUUUGCUUAGGUGGAAUGUGACUUUGCCUUGCUUAGAGUGAGAAAAGUGAAGAAGCAAAGAUAUCGAGUGAAGUACAACGUGCUAGUUAAGCUUUGUUACUGCCUGCAUGGUUACUGCACUGAAUUGUUUUAUAACAUGCCACAGAACAAUAGACAUCGCAAUAUCUGUAGAGCCUGUUUCCAUCAAGAAGGACCUUUCUCUACUCGACAUGUAUUGAGGUUUCAUUGCGAAAUUUGGAGCGAAGUGCCAAGUGUGCUCGCAUGCAGUGCAAGAAUUUGAAUCACAUAUGAGAAAGUUUCAAUGUGUCCACUUGCUGCAAAAAUGUUGUGUAGCACACGCGAAAGUAGUGUAGUGCAGAUGCACAGAAUUGACAAAACUAAGUUGAGUACAUUGUUAUUACUGUGAUUAUUGCAGCUUUGAUCACAGACGUUUAACACUGCGCAAAGCCGAGCUUGCAUUUGAGUCGACUUUUGACAUCAUGAUGAAAUUGUCACUAAGAUUUAAGUGUUGUACUGUCAACGUAAAUUGAAGCGUGAACAAGUAGAAGCUGGCUGGAACUCCUGUUGUGUGUAAUUACGUGAAAGUGCGACAUGUCAUUGCUCUGUCGCGAAUAUCUAAGCAUGGAGUAGUCCACAGUGUAUACUUUGGAGUCUAAAUUAAGCCAUUCUCGUAAGUGCAGGUGCACCUAGAAAUGGAACAAAGCAUUGGAGUAGUUUUGGAUUUGUUCAUGUUUGAAUUUUCGCUCAUUGUACACGCCUUUCACACACCAGCUUGGAUUACUUUCGUAUUUUGUCUGUAUAGUAAGUGCACCUGCAUCUGACUACCGUAAAAUUCUGAGCAAGCGCCACCUCAAAUUUCACUGCUUGCUACUUUCCACGCUGUUCAGGAAAAGCCCCCUCCAUCCGAUCCACAGCCUGAUAACACACCGCAUCUAGGCAACACUGGCCUGCUUGAAUCCAAUCCAAUCCUGCUUAGCAGCCUGAUCUAGGUCCUGCGCCUGAAAUUCAUCAAAAUUGGAUUCUUUUUCUUUUCCGUAUAAUGAUCGCACCCCGAACUUAAUGCAUAACACCCAUGAAGAUUUCCAGAUUCCUGCGAGCAAAAGCACGGCCUUCGAGAUCUGUACUUGCAAUUUGAAGAUGGUAACAUAUGUAGUAACACAUGUAGUUAAUGUAGUUAGCAAAAGGCCUUAGAGAUCUGUGGCUGCUGCCCAGAGCUGAUGUGUUGCCGUGGGCUUAUCAUUGAAAUCGCUUCGUUGCCAUACUUCCCGCGGUCUCAUGACACUGCCUAUGUGUUUCUUGUAUGAGUCAUCCUUUUGAUGUGUCAUGCCACAAACGAGAGCUAGACUUCUGAGGAAGUCCAUGUGCACUCUACUUUUCCAGCAGGAAAAUUCUGCCGCCGCCAUCUUGAAUAUUGGUGCCAUUUCGGGAAAGCCCACCCCCCCUCGAUUUUGCCGGUAAUUUCAACUUGCUGAGGGGGAGGCACUUGCUCAGAAUUUUACUGUAAGCAUACUGGAGAGAGUAUGCGAGGAGUUUGUGCUUUCUUGGUUUCUGAAGAAUAGGAUGGAUGUAGGAAAAACCAGAGGGAUACUAAAUUGAGUGCCGAACUUCACGUUCACACUAAGGCAAGAGCGAUAUAAGUUCUUGGCAGAGAAAACUUAAUAUAAUAGUAUUGUCAAUUUUUUGGGGUGAUGUACACGUAAUGCCAAUUAAACUUCGCGAGUGUUGCAGUAUUUUCAUUUCGUAUUUACGCUGUCGCUGGAACGUCACCUUAGCUAGUACACUGAAAUAUAAAUGUGCAGUGAGUUUUAAAAAUACUACUAAAAGGCCACUUCUGCAGUUGUAUUGUCCAAAUUCAGGUGAAAACAUGGUUCCAUUAACUGUAUGAAAAUUUGUCGCUCCUGUGGGUUGCUCAAUGGGACAAGAAAACUUAUUACCUUGAUAAACUUGUUAUGCAGCAUCGUAUCGAGAUUCAUCUGUGAUUAGAGAAACAACAGACUGAGGGACAGAAGGAGAAAUUGCAAUCUUGCAUCAGCUUUUGCCUUGACCUUUUGCGUGUUGUGACUUGCCAAGUGUACUUUAAGGUAAGCGUUAGCUCAUCAAUAUUUUGCCGUAUUGUCCUUUUAGAAGACAUGGGUAUUCCUGACUUCUUUUACAUAUCCUCGUGGUGCUCAACUACAUUUAUUGAAUUUUAGCCUUUCUUUGUUGUAUAGAAGGCCGCACAGUGUUUUUUCUUUUUAUUCAUCGAGAGUCGAUUAAUUUGUGAUCUGUUUUAACUGAAAUUGCAGAUUUUAACACUCACCCAUUUUUUAACACUGAUGUGUUCAUCAACGUAACAAAAGAGGAACAAAACAUUUUCUGCAUCAUGUAUAAAAAUUUUCCUUGCUUAUUUAUGAGAAUGCACCGUGAUCUUUAGACCCGCAUUUUUCACGCUUUAUUAUUUUUUUCUCCUUCACAUCAUACAGUGAUGCGUGAACUGCUUGCUGGGUUAAUCAAAGUACAUUCAUUUUUAAGCAGCAUUCUUUUGAAUGUAUGCCAAUGUGAGAAAAACCUGUCAUGAGUUCUUGGAAUCGUUAGCUUGCUCUUUAAAACCAUUCCAUUCUUGUCCUUUUUCCUUCCCCUGUUUAACGGGAAACGGAAAUACAGCUUAGAAAUUGUUCGAUAUUACCAAUGUUGGCAUGUCUUUCUGUAUUAAUGGUGUGUUGACUGGAUGAGGCAAUGCCCAUGUACAUAUGUUUAACAUUUUACAUUGGCUCUGAUUCGAGCUUAAGUAGGUGUGAUCUGCUUUUUUUUUAACGUUGUGUUUAAAAGGUCCUUUUGUGUUACAUCUUAAAAAUGGUCUUCAUUAUGGUUAUCAACUAACUUGAGGAACGGUAAGAAAAAGAAAUAAGGUACAUGUGUAGGAUGUGUGCGAUUAAAACAUCAGAAAUGCAACACACACAUUCCAACCUUUGAUAAGUAUUUCAACAAUGCAGCUUUUUCUCAUUUGCAGCUUUGGGACGGGGAUCAUGCUUGCAGUCGAUUGCCGGAGGUGUUUUUUAGGCUCUUGGUGUUUCGACUACCGGUUGUGUUGGUACUGCAUGACUACAUUAUAUGGAGAUGUAUGUUCUGAAAACUAAGCACCCACGUUUCUUUCUGGACGAAAAUGCUUAAAGGAAAAAUAUUUAACGUGAAUGUAGGACGAACCCGCCGUGAUGACAAUACCAUCGUAAUAUGAUCAUCGGCUGUUCACAUGUGAACACAUGCUAGAAAGAGAAAAGUAUGUCGAACAGAUAGCCUAUUAGAGGCAGCGUUCGUUGUAUUAUCUCUUAAAGGAAAGGUGGCUAGAAUGGUCAUCUUAAAGUGUUAAACAUCCGCAGUGGGAGUUUCCUUCCUUUUUAAACCACUUCUUGACCCUAUCUGCUAAAAUGUGGCACAGUUGAAUGAAAGUGAUCUGUUGAAAAGUACUGCUCCUGUUUAGGCAAUAAGCCAUGACAUCAUUUACUCUUCUAUUAUGUAUGUUUUUAUGUAUACCGUCCCUCUUGCCGCUAGGACUGAAAUUUUAAUAUUUAAUUCACGCAGCAUGCACGACAUCGUAGGUGUCAUUACGUCGACUUAAGCUUAUCAUGUGGUACAGAUGCCAUAACAAACUAGUGCCGUCAGUUGGCAGCUUUGGGGAUCAUGUUAGGAAGAUGGUAGGUAGUACAACGGAGUGUGCAGCAUUGGUGGUUUUAAUGUCAGAAGAGUGCGAGAGGUUUGUAUGAAACCGUAUAUUUACAUGAAGUAUGUGCCACGCCUCCCAGACCCCUCCCUUCUUUAAGGUUUACAAAAUAUUCCAUAGUUCAGUGUAGUUUGGCAUUAGCCGCUGCUUGACAAGCAGAAUAGUGAAUGAUACGGGAGAAAAAAACAAAACGUUUCUGACAAGUGCCUGCUGUGCAUUCUUGCACGGAAAACACGUUUCUGCCAAAAUUAGCAGCUUCUUUUUUUUUUGUCCUAGAUGUACUACAAGGAAAGCAACAAUGUAGGAAGUAAACCUUCAUGUGAAUGUUCUCGAUAUAGAUAUAUAUAUAUAUAUAUAUUUUUCCCCACCUUGAUCUUACUGUUCCUGGCGAAUCUUGACGCCUUCUUUUAUUGCCAACUUUUAUUGCUGUACUACCGGUGCUGUGGGGAUCCUGAACUGGUAUUUGUUGUUCGGGGUUCCCGACACCACUCUCUCUCUCCCUGUUGUUCUCAUGUACCAUUUUGUACAAGCCUUUUUAGUGUGCCUGAGAGAGAGGAUUGUGUAAAUUUAGCGAGUGAAUACAAAACCCUGUUAUUAUCGCUGGCUGUAGUAGACAAAAAAAAAAGUAUAUUAGAAGUGUAAAAUGCAAAAGGAGAUUGGUGGAUAUUUCGGUGCAGUGAGCAUUUUAAUGCGCACGAGGAGAGUUGGUGAGACUGGCCGCAAAGUUUUUUUUUUCUAUUGGCGCGGCUUUUCUCUGUUCGACAGUGUGCCAUCUAAGACAAGUCUGGAAAUAAAUUUUAUCUGCAGAGAUAU